AAAUCUGUAUCAACUCACAUCAACGGCCUCCCUGUAAAUUCUCACGUAUUAUUAAUAUUUCUUUUUGCUUCUACCUGUUCCCUCAUGGAUUGAAUUGCACCAUCGUUUGCGAUCUUUCUCUCUCUACAACCACGGGCGCUUGUUUCUCUCUCUAGGGGUUUUUGGCGGAGUUGAAGUGCGAUUUGAUUUUGGGCUGCGAUUUUGUAGGGUUUUAGUCGCGUCCGGGAGCUGAGGAGGAGGAGUUCUGCUUGAUUAAUUUAUUGUUCGCCGUCGCAACGGGUGGUUCGCGGAGUCCUCCAGCGACAAUUGCGACCUGCUCGUUUCGAUUUUGGUCUGCUUUUCCUCUCGAGGAAAACAGAAAUACAAUCUCCACUAUUGCAUUCAGAAAUGCUUCUGAUUGGAACUUGAAUGAUUGCCAGCAUGGACUUGAAUGCCUCCCCUGAACCAGAAGAGGAAGAGGUUUUCCAUGAACAACAGUCAGAAGAAGAUAAUGUGCAGGAAGAACAUAUAGAAUACAAUGAACAUGUGGACCAUGAGCAGAGUGGUGCCUCACUUGCACGCCGGGUAUCAUUCUGUCUUAUUUUGAACCAGCAGAGACCUAAUAGUAGACUUCCUCCAGGUUGGUUAGACUGUCCUGCUUAUGGAAAUGAGAUAGGAGGGUUUUUGAUCCCUUCAAAAGUUCCUCUAGGUGAAUCAUUCAAUGAAGAAAUUCUCCCUGGUAAAAGAUACUCAUCUAAGCAGGUGGUCCAUCAACAGAGAGUUUUAAAUAGAAAGAUCGGUUUGGUGAUUGAUUUGACCAAUUCAAGUAGAUACUAUAAUGUCAAUGACUGGAGGAAAGAAGGUAUUAAGCAUGUCAAGAUUCCAUGCAAGGGGCGUGAUUCAGUACCUGAGAAUGAGGCUGUAAAUAAGUUUGUCUAUGAGGUCCAACAAUUUCUGGCUCGGCAAAGGCAACCGAAAAAGCAUAUUCUUGUUCACUGCACACAUGGGCAUAAUCGUACAGGAUAUAUGAUUGCCCAUUAUCUCAUGCGUACAAUGCCUAUGUCCGUGACUCAGGCAAUCAAGAUAUUUUCUGAUGCACGUCCACCGGGGAUUUACAAACCAGACUACAUUGAUGCCUUGUAUAGUUUUUAUCAUGAGAAAAAACCAGAGAUGGUUGUUUGCCCUACAACCCCAGAGUGGAAAAGAUCUUCUGAACUGGAUCUGAAUGGUGAUGCAGUGCCGGAUGAUGAUGACGAUGAUGGAGAUUCUACCGCUCCUCCAGAUGAGACUAAUGAGACACGGACAACACUGACAAAUGAUGACCUUCUGGGAGAUAAAAUUCCUAGUGACCAAGAAGUAGUGAUGCGGCAGUUUGUCUUACAGACUAUGAAGUUGCCUGGAGGGGUUAGAGGACCUCAGCAUUUUCCUGGCUCACAUCCAGUUUCUCUCAACAGGGAGAACUUACAACUGUUAAGACAACGCUACUAUUAUGCAACAUGGAAAGCUGAUGGUACAAGAUACAUGAUGCUUAUCACUAUGGAUGGCUGCUAUUUGAUAGAUAGGCAUUUCAGCUUUCGGAGAGUCCAAAUGCGAUUUCCUUGCAGGCAUACUAAUGAAGGAGGGGCUGAGAAAACGUAUCAUCAUUUUACUUUACUUGAUGGGGAGAUGGUAAUUGAUACCAUGCCUGAUACACAGAAGCAAGAAAGAAGAUACCUUGUCUAUGAUAUGAUGGCCAUUAAUCAGGUUUCCCUUGUAGAGCGACCAUUUUACGAACGUUGGAAAAUGGUCGAGAAGGAAAUUAUUGAGCCUCGGAAUUUCGAGAGACAACUCAUAUAUCAAAGCCCAAACCCUUACUAUAGAUAUGAAUUGGAGCCUUUCAGGGUAAGGAGGAAAGAUUUUUGGCUUCUUUCUACUGUCACAAAACUCCUGAAGGGAUUUAUUCCAAAUCUUUCCCACGAUGCAGAUGGUCUUAUUUUCCAGGGCUGGGAUGAUCCUUAUGUUCCUCGGACACAUGAGGGUCUCUUAAAGUGGAAGUAUCCCGAGAUGAAUUCAGUGGACUUUCUCUUUGAGAUGGUUGAAAAUCGCCAGCUACUCUAUCUUAAUGAGCGUGGAAAGAAGAAAUUGAUGGAUAAUAAUAGGGUUGCCUUUCCGGAUGAUGGGCCUGAUGCAUCAGCAUAUAAUGGUAAAAUUAUUGAGUGUUCGUGGAACUCCGAGGAAGACGUGUGGGUUUGUAUGAGGGUCAGGGUGGACAAAGGGAGCCCAAAUGAAUUCAACACAUACAGGAAGGUCAUGAGAAGUAUCAAGGACAACAUCACUGAAGAUGUAUUGUUGAAUGAGAUCAAUGAGAUCAUCCGCCUUCCAAUGUACGCUGAUAGGAUACAGAACGAAAGCAAAGUGCAUAAUGCAUCACGUCGUAGGUGAACAAGUUGUUCGAUAAAUGAAGUGCUAUUCUUCGGGCAAAGCUACUUUUCAGCAGCGCCUACAGUUGGUGAAAUACGAAAUGGAACAAGAGCAAGAAUCAGCAAACGAGGAACGUCGGAGGUAAACCGAUCUGUGGGUGCGCCGUGGCGUCUGGUCAUUACGUUGAAAGUGAUUCCCGAAGAAUCAUCUCCCGUUUUCUAUUCUUCUUUUGGCAGUCUUUUUAGGUGAUAGGAAUAGUUAUAGGAUAAUGGUCCUUUGUAUAUUAUUGUUAUCAGCUGCAGUUGCGUUAAAUAGUAGUUGGUAAAUUUGUUCAAAAGAAGUGUAGAUUUUAGGAUAAAAAAUUUAAUUUUGAAUCAAUCUGUUAUUGUGAAUAUAGACUGUAGUUGAACUUGACUCAUCUAUUGUCAGCUUGUUUGCGUGAGAGUAGACGAGAUUCUUUAAAUGUGCUGACCGAAUUACCGCAA
Molecule: messenger RNA, 2864 nt
Organism: Salvia miltiorrhiza (redroot sage)
Lineage: Eukaryota; Viridiplantae; Streptophyta; Magnoliopsida; Lamiales; Lamiaceae
Exons: 18
Coding region: 409-2400 (663 amino acids)
Biological process (GO): protein dephosphorylation; 7-methylguanosine mRNA capping; DNA repair
Molecular function (GO): DNA ligase (ATP) activity; protein tyrosine/serine/threonine phosphatase activity; mRNA guanylyltransferase activity
Source: RefSeq, a predicted model, not a curated record